Molecule: messenger RNA, 1707 nt
Organism: Coffea arabica (coffee)
Lineage: Eukaryota; Viridiplantae; Streptophyta; Magnoliopsida; Gentianales; Rubiaceae
Source: RefSeq, a predicted model, not a curated record
AUGGCGAGGUUCCUUAAUGGAUUAAAUCCUGAAAUUAGGAAGAAGGUUGAGCUUCAAGACCACUUUGAACUUCAACAAAUGGUGUCUUAUGUAGGGAAGGUGGAAAAAGAAGCCUUACCUCUAACGACACCUAGUGGCCGAACCACUACAUCCUCUUCCACUCCUUGGAAAAGAAAUCAAUUGCCAACAUCCAAUGCUUGGCCAAGGCAAGGUAAUAGAGAGAGGGAAAACAAGCGGAUGGAACAACCGUCCCAUCCGAGUGUAACUUCUUCUAAACCAAUCCUGCGGCCACCUCUUCCAGGGGCAAAUACAUCUACCAACCAGCCAAAGGCAUGUUUCAAAUGCAAGGGAAUUGGCCACCUCAUGGCUCAAUGCCCUAACCGAAGCAUCAUGUACAUGAAUGAAGAGGGAGUGUGGCAAAGCGAAGGAGAUGAUGAAUAUGCUGACAUGCCACCGCUUGAAGAAGAAAGGAAGGAUGAUGACAUGGUUGAGAUAGAGGAGGACCCCGUAGCACGAACUAUGGUGACUAUGAGAGUGCUUAAUGCACAAGCUCAAGAAGAUGAUCUCCAACGAACCAACAUCUUUCAUACAAGAUGCAAAAUUGGAGAUGAGGUAUGUCUUAUGAUCAUUGAUAGUGGCUCUUGUACUAAUUGUGUAGACGCUGAUUUUGUGGAGCAAAAUCACAUUCCAUGGACUUAUCACCCUAAACCAUAUAGAUUGUCUUGGUUAAAUGAUGGGGGGAAAGUCAAGGUGACCAAACAGGCCUUAAUUGCUUUUUCUAUUGGUCGAUACAAGGACCAAGUUUUAUGUGAUGUAAUUCCUAUGCAUGCUAGUCAUGUCUUGUUGGGGCGUCCUUGGGAGUAUGAUAGACAGGCUGAUCAUAUUGGACUUACCAAUAAGAAUUCAAGGAUGUGUUUCCAGAGGAACUACCGAAAUGAUUACCUCCAAUUCGAGGCAUUGAACAUCAAAUCGACUUUGUCCCUGGAGCAAUUCUACCAAAUCGACCAGCCUAUAGAGCAAAUCCGGAGGAAACAAAGGAAGUUCAAAGGCAAGUCGACUCCCUCCUUGAAAAGGAACAGCAAGUCUUUAGAUGAGCAUGUUGAGCAUUUGCGACUUGUUUUAAGUGCCUUGCGUGAAAAUAGGCUAUUUGCUAACAUGGAAAAAUGUGUUUUUUGCACUCCUGAAGUUAACUUUCUUGGAUAUAUUGUUGGUGCAAAUGGCAUAAGUGUUGAUCCCGCCAAGGUAAAGGCCAUCAUGGAGUGGCCGACUCCAACCAAUGUAUCUCAGGUAAGGUCUUUUCAUGGUCUUGCAAGUUUCUAUAGGAGAUUUGUUAAAGACUUUAGUACUAUUGCAACACCUUUGAAUGAGAUAAUUAAAAAGAAUGUGGGGUUUCAAUGGGAAAAAGAGCAAGAAGAGUCGUUUACUAAGUUUAAGAAUUUGUUAAUUUCAGCACCUAUUCUUGCUUUGCCUAAUUUUGAUCUGACGUUUGAAGUUGAAUGUGAUGCUAGUGGGAUCGGCAUAGGGGCUGUCUUACAUCAAAAUAAUAUGCCGUUGGCAUUUUUCAAUAAGUUGAGUGGGGAGCUCUUAAUUACCCUACUUAUGAUAAAGAAUUGCAUGAAGGCUUCUUGUUCAAAGAAAAUCGGCUAUGUAUUCCCAAUUGUUCACUUAGGGAAUUACUUGUUAAAGAAGCCCAUGGCGGAGGGUUGA